This is a messenger RNA of Bufo bufo (common toad), 3266 nucleotides long. It is a transcript of the gene CEP95, whose product is annotated as centrosomal protein 95. The transcript has 21 exons. Bases 367 to 3039 code for a protein of 890 amino acids. NCBI's taxonomy places the organism in Eukaryota, Metazoa, Chordata, Amphibia, Anura, Bufonidae. Gene Ontology annotation, cellular component: centrosome; spindle pole. The record is from RefSeq and is a predicted model, not a curated record.
ACAGCAGGCUACAGCCCAGGCCUUAUAUAAGAUACAUCCCCUGUCACCAUAGCAACAGGAGCGGUUUCUUACGUAACCAUAUGCCGAAAUCUUUCAAUUCCGGCCCCGCCCCAAACCAGCUCUCUAGGAAGUGACGUCGUUGCCGGGACUACAUCACGGCGGAGGUAUACAGUCAGGUGCGGUAUUCUCUUCUUUUCCCGUUUAUCAUUUUCCUCCACGGUUCCGGUGGGUCUCCCGGUUCUCAGUGCGGGGUCCAAAUCUUAAUUUUCUAAUUGAAAUUACACCCGGUUUAAACGGGAAAAUGACGUCAUAUCCGGAAGCAACAGCCGGUCCGAGGCGACCAAUCAGAGAGCACUGGCGGUUUAAAUGCCCUGCACUGCUGUGUGUGGGGUAAGUAAGCGUCAGGGCCGGGGUAACGAGAGGCCGAUCCCCCCGAGCAGGGGCAGCGCAGCCAUGGGCACGGUGGGCACCGCGGAGACGGACUGGGUGACUGUCGCCCACAACCUGCUGAGGAGAUGCCACAUCACCCUGCCUGUCAGCGACCUGUCCCAGUGCGACGCCCGAUUCUUCAUCACCCUGUACGAAGCCAUUCUGGGGGAAAGAGUGCCAGAUUUUAUUGCUGAUUCUCGUACACAAGAGGAUGACGCCCAUAAUAUGCAAUCUGUGAUCGACUCGCUUGCCUUGGACUAUCUGCAGGUCAGCCUGUCCCAUAUAACAGGUGAGAACAUUGUCCGAGGAGACCCCGAGUCCAUCAGGAACCUCUUGGAGAUAUUCGAUGGAUUGCUGGAGUAUCUGACCGAGCAGAUCAGCGAGGCGUCCUCCCAGAACGAAGAAGAUUUAGAAUAUAGAGAUUCUCAUCUGAGGGGACUACUUGUGGAGGUUCAGCGGGAUCUUAAGGAUCUCCCUCCAUCUUUGAGGAGGCCUCCAUCUCUAGGGUCUCUUUCCUCCGACCUCCAUCCACCUUCCUGGGGUGCGGACGGCUCUGAGUCUACGACAGAACUGAUCCGUCUGGGGGACACGGCGCUCACCUUCACACUGAGAGGUGUGAAUGUGGAGACCCUGAGGGAGCGGUCACUGACCCCCCGGCCGGCCGCUGUGGAUAGUCACGUUUCUGCCCUCACAGGGGGUGGCGGAAGCCUUGUUCUAAAUGGACACUCUGUAGAUGAGGGGCCGGCCGCCAUUCCUCUAAAGCCCCCAUAUCAGCCCAAGGACAGUCGGCGGCGUCCUGUGAGCCGAGACGUCCAGGUGUCGCUGAGCAGCGCUGCCCUCGGCAGUCCGGUGAAGAGCAAGGAGCGUCCUGAUGGCAGCACGACUCCGGCUGAGCCCAGUGCCACCCAUGGAGAUUUCAUCCAUGAGAUCAGUCAGGGGUCAAAACCACGGAGAUCACCGGAGCGGCAGCCCCCAAAGGAAGCGCCACGUGAGGUGCACCAUCCACAGAAGAAAGUCGCUUUCCGCACUCAGCCGGAUGUGAGGCUGAUGACGCAGCAGAGCUCACUGGGCGACAGGACGGCGACCUCGGAGAGAGACACCACUGUACAGACAGAAGACGAGCGGCGCCCAGAAGACCUACAGUAUUCACUGCUGAGCUCGCGGACCCCGGAGCCCCUCCCCCUGGCAGACGAGCCGCUGUCUGUUCAGAGAGCCCGGAACAGAGUGUCGGAGCUGGAGCUGCAGGAGAUGUCGGAGAAGCUGUCCCGCCGGCUGGAUGAGCUGGACCAGAUGCUGAAGAAGGCGCUGGGGGGACAGACCAGGACCGGCGAGCUGAAGGAGGACGACAAGCUCUCGCAGCACAGCGACAGCAUCAUGGAGAUCCGCAGGAAGAAGCGGCUGCACGAGUCGCUGCACACAAAGCCCCCCGGUGCCCGGCCGCGCUCCCUCUCCUCCUCCCCGCUGCCGCCUCCUCGCCAGUCGCUCUCUGCACAGUUUGAGGACGCUCUAAACAAGGACGCCCGAGGAGAGAUGGCGAAGAUCCGGAGGGACGUGCAGAAGGAGCUGGAUCUGGAGAGGCUCAAGUCUCGGCUGCUGCAGCACGCCUACCAGGACGAAUUAAAGGCCUUCGAAGAAACAGAGAAACAGAAAUUGGCGAAGCUAAAGGACGCGUUACGGGAUGAUGAACAAGAAUGUAAAGAAAAUCUCAUCAAGGCGCCUCCGAAAAAGUCUCACCCAGAGAGGGUGUAUUCUGGGAGCCAGGCGCGGCCGCCCCGCAAGCCCUGGGCCCCCAACCUGCGCAAGCCCGCCAACCGAAUGAAGAUCAAGGAGAACGACUUGUUGCCGCUUCUGCUGGAGGAAUUCCCGCACCUUCAGAUCUCGCAGCAGACGCUGCGCUCCAUGUGGAAGGGGCAGCUGGCGCAGGUGGAGCAACUCGCCAGGUCUGGCCAGGAAGACGAGCGGAGCGAGCGCCAACUGCAGACAGAGGUGGAGGAAGCCCACAAGAAGCACGACCUCCUGGUCGCGCUCAUCCAUAGGGAGCAGGAGCACAACCAGCGGCUGAAAGACUUCAAGGAUCGGAUCCGUCUCCAGAAGUCGGCCCAGAACCGAACGCGGGAGACGCGGCAGCAGGUGGCGCGAGCAAAGCGAUACUACGACGACUACCACGUGCAGCUCCGCGCCAAACUCAUGAGGGCAAGGACCAAAGAGGAGAGGGUCGUUAAGAAGCUCUUUGAGGAGGGGCUGGAGCUGCAGAAGCAGCGGCUGCGGGAGAUGCGUUCUUACGCCAAAGAGCAGCGCGAGGAGCAGAGGAAGAGGCACAAAGAUGAGCUCGAGUCCAUGGAGAACUACUACAAGGAUCAGUUCUCCAUGCUGGCCGAAGCCGUGGGCAGAGACAGGCAGGAGAUCCAAGAGAGGGAGAAGUCGCAGUCCAAGACGCUACACAAGAUAAAGCGAGAGCUGCGAGCAAAGAUGGAGAAGGAGAUCCAAGAGCUGCAGGAGAUGAUCCUCCAGACGGACGAGGACGCCUUCUUCAGGGAGCUGGAGGCCGAGGGGCUGAAGAGGAGGCUGCAGAUGGCGUCCUUCCAGUACAGCAAGAGCCACUGCCUGUGAUACCCAGCACGGCCACCAGAGGGCAGGAACCCUGCACUGAUGGGGCUGGACACACUCUGUGCUGCUGUGCCACAUCCUGCUCAUACUGUAAGAGACUGCAGGUGUCCGGACGGCUUCUUUAGGGCUCAUUCACAUGACCGGUCCGCAAAACACUGAUGGCGCCCGUGUACCUUCCGCAAUUUGCGCAGCAGGAGGCCUAUUAAAGAAAUGCCUGUUCUUGUCUGCAA